Messenger RNA from Miscanthus lutarioriparius, 285 nucleotides. Lineage: Eukaryota; Viridiplantae; Streptophyta; Magnoliopsida; Poales; Poaceae. The record is from the annotation of a GenBank genome assembly.
AUGAAGCUUGUGAUCGCCUUCUUGGUGUUGUUCUCUCUCCUCGCCGUCUCCUCCGCCGCGGAGAAGUUCGAUUUCUUCUACCUUGUUCAACAGUGGCCGGGGUCGUUCUGCGACACGCGGCAGGGCUGCUGCUUCCCGGAUGACACGAAGCCGGCGGCGGCGUUCGGCAUCCACGGGCUGUGGCCCAACUACGCCAAGUGCCGUGGCCGUGGCCGCCAGGGCCUCGCCCGCGCGAUGCUCGGCGACGCCUUCCUCUCCACCGUGGGGCGGCGCGGCAAGUGCUAG